AUGGCCGCGCUCGUAGGAUGUGCACUCUUCUUAGUUGCCCGCCUAUGGGUCCCUGAGCCACUCACUGUCGGUGUCGCGAUUAUUGCAAUGGACUCUAGCAUCAUUGUCCCGUAUUUGGCGCCCACGUACGAGACUGCAGCAGCUUGGUUUGAAGACCAGACUGCUGGUCUAUCGAGCAAGGGAGGCACAACGUCCCUCUUUACCACCAAGCCCGCUGCUUCAAGGAUCGAUGAGGUUGCUGGAGCUGAGCCCACUGACACCAAAGAAUACGACCGCACAGUGUUCUUUCAAAAUGGCGACACUGUCGUUUAUCACGCGCCCCUCACUAUAUUGGGCACCCGCUUCACCUUUGAACCUCAUACCAUUUCGCGAGAGGCUGCACACGGAGAGCUUCUAAAUUCUGAUAUGCUGCCAACACCUUUCCCUAAUGGUGUUUAUCCAAGUCUUGCAACGGCGACAACCCUUGAGAUGGAGGACGAGCUCGUGUCCAUACCACCACCAGUACGGACUGAAACCCCGCAACAAGGAACCACUCAAGCCUUGAGAUACAUUUCAACUGCCUUUACGGAUCUCAUACAAUCUAAGCUCCAAGAGUGGGCACUUCGGAUAUACGAAAAGUGUAAAGCCAUUGGUGGAGAAAUUGCCAACAUCCCUUAUGCUGCCCUUACCACUGGCCUAUUGGCUGUUCUGGCUGCUGGCUUCCUCUUGAUACGAAAAUAUAGCCAUCAAGCAUCAGCAACCAUUGGGCGAUGGAUGGGCCAGGGACUCAGAGCUUCAGGUCUGAUUCUUGUCCAGCUCGAGAGCUGGAUCAUGAGCACAUCAAUCACACCUCUGUACUAUACUUGGAACGGUGUGGUGGCAUCCCCUACCCUUAUGUUGAAGAACAUCAGGACAGUACUUAUACGCGAACGUCGGUACUCGGUAGGAUUUGCCGCUCUCAUCCUUUGUCCGCUUGUACUUGUGACCUUCUUCAUUCAACGCCAUGUUCAAGGUCUCAUAGCGAAGAUUCGACGACUUGAUGAUUCUAUUCAAACUAUAAGAGUAGGACUGGGAGCACCACUCGACUGGCUUUUGCGAUCCUAUCCAAUCUUCGGGUCCUUAGUCAUGACGGGCCUGUCCUUGUCGAUUGGCCUGUUUAUCGUACAGCCUAUUCUGAAUAGCCUAUGGGAUUUCAUCGCCCUAUACGUAGCGGGCCUUCCAUUUGGCGAAGAUGUCUUGUUCCGAAAUGUCCCAGUUUUGGGGCAUGUGUACAAGAUGCAAGUCCAGCACGACAUGCACUCGACGCAUAUCCUCAAAGAAUUCUUGUCCGUUCUCACCUCCAAUAUUUGGGAGCAAUUUGUAAAAUCCGGUCAAAUGCUCUUCUACGGCCCGUACGCCAUCUUUGAAAUUCUCCGUGCCUCGGUUCGUGCGACUCUCAUUGAGGUAUUUCACUUCGCCAGCUCCAUGGUCGAGAGCGGUUCCAGGACAUUACGCACACUGUGCGAGAUACUAAUAAAUAACUCAAUGUCAAGUUUGCGCUUGCUCCAAUCACUAUCUAGUUCUCUUAUCGAGAUGGCUAGUGGUGUGGCGCGAUUCGUCUUCCUCGUCGUCGGGUCCAUAUUUCAUUCGCCUGUUACCAUGUUGCUCAAAGAGUUUCAUGUUUUCACUUGCAAGAAAUUAAUUUUGUGCGGCACUCAAAAAUGCUCCAUCGGCUGGGAAUACUUGAUCCUUGUCCCGUGGCUUACGAUAUGGACAUCUUUGCUUCUGAUCCUCCCAUACAUUGCACUGAAGUUAUCGCCCAACCUCUGGCCCAUAAUCGUCGCUUCCGGAUUGCUUUUUGCCUUUACGGUGCAUCAACGAGAAUGUGCGCAGGAAAACAUGAUCGUCUGUGGAACGCUCCUGUUUUGGUUUCUAGCAUGGUGUUUUUCAAGACAAAUCACUCAGGCAUCUGCCUUCAUUGAUCGACGCUACAACGGAGAACUGGGAAGGCGUCUGGCUAAGGUUCAAUACGACAUAUCGCAAUGGUGGCUUCGUGUAACCACGCCGGACACACCCUUGUCAAUCACCCACCUGGCCAAUAUCGAACUGCCCACAAGUCUGCGCAAUCAAGAAGAGUUGGCCACAGUCGUUGAAAAGGAAGAAGCUGCUGCGGAAACAGAAAUUUUGCGAAAAGAGGCAAAACAACCUGAGACUACAAUCGAUAGGUCUAUAGUCAACCAAGUCGAUGCGGAUGUCCGAGAGCCCGAUGGAAUUGUAGAGGUUGACGAUUUUGAAGACUACAUGCCUACGCGCAGAUCGAUCUCGGUUCGCCAAUCCUCGGAACCCACAUUUGGCGAUCCCUUGGACUACGUCCCUUUUGAACUUUUGGUCGAAUCUACCUUGCCCAAUAACUCUACACCUUUGGGUGAUGCUGCUCAGGGCAGUCUCGAGCAUCACGAGAUCACUCCCAUUCCUGAGUCCGCACUGGAGACUCCCAUUGGGGUUGGCCUGGAUGACGAGGUAAAGACGCCAGCAGAAGGACCUAGAGUUACGAUCAGUCGACCUCCAAACCCUGAGUCUUUCUCGAUCAAUUUUGGGCAAGAGCGCCAGAGUGGCAGUUUGCUCGCAACACAGGCUCAGGAUUUCCCCCCGUCGGCUGUACCGUCCCCUGUGACAGGCUCGCCCAUCCUACUAAAGGUCCCCGAAAGCUCUACCGAAGGGCCAGCUGAGACCAAGAAGCAGUACACACCCGUGGUUCAGAUCGCGGAGGAAGAUAGCAAGCCCCUGGAGCCAUUAGCUUCUGUACCACAGGCAAACAUUACAUUUGACUCUGUACUUGCCGAUCAACCUAACGACGAAGCAGCAAGCCUUUCGUCACUGCCUCAGCCCAAUAUCUCACUGCCUGAUGUCAACAGAAUGGAGAUAGCUGAAGCUGCUCCCGCCCCAGCCAUGGCAGUAGUCAAUAAUGAAGAUGAGCAAGCUUGCAAACCAUCAGACGUAUCUUGGCCCAUUUCACUGCAGACUUCACAGGAUGCGCCGUAUGGCCUACCUGAUCGCGACCAAAAUGUGGAAAAUGAAGAGAGAAAAGAAGAGAGUGCAAGCGAAGCAGUGGAUGUCGUGCUGGAAAAUACCGACGCGCCACUAGAUACCGGCCUAGAUCCAAAUUACUGUACAGAUGCAGAUGUCUUGAGCACAGAUGCCAUGGAUGAAAGCCGUCUAAACGAAGAGAGCGAAGGGGACACCGAAAUUCUUGAUGCACCCGUAGAACCAUCUCUACAAGAUGUGCAAGUUCACGAAGCAUCACAGGAGCCAUCUACGCAAAUUUCUGGAGAUUCACAAGGUGAAUCUCAAGAUGUGCUGCAACAGCAUCCUAUUACCCCCCAGUCAACCAACAAUUGGCCAGCCUCGAUGGAAACAGCACCACCCCAAUUCUCCUUUCAAUUCGAACCUUCCCCCUUUCAGUUCAACCCUUCACGUUUUCAAUUCAACCCUACCCAAACUUUCAAUGAGGCUACUCCAACCCCAACAUUUUCAACAAAUUGGUCAGCACAAUCCUUCACCUUUACACCAGAAACGUUCAUGCAAUAUGCGGACCCUCAGAACUUGUCCCAUGGGCCGAAUGACACAGAGUUAAAUCCAAUGUUGUCUUCUAACAACAAUUUUACAUCAACAGCACAACCGAUUGUUGCUCCAAGUCAGAUGUCGAGUUACGUCUUGCCUUCUUUUGACGCGCCUAUACCAACUUCACAGUCGUCUGCUACUCCACCUCGGCCGAGCCAACUCAAUUUCCAAUCACCAGAGAUUCCUGUCCUCUCCCAGGAUACAAUAGUCCGGACAAGUCCGAUGCAGACCGACAACACAUGCAAUCCACCCCAUGAUAGCCAAGACGGGGAGUCGGACAUUGACAUGAGCGACGUUCAAGUCUCGAAAGUACCAUCUGAACAAGCGAUGCCAGCUGGAUAUCCUGUCACUCUGAGCCCCAAGCCUCAGACUGUGUAUCGGCCCAUUACGGAGAUGGUCGAGUUGUACCGCCCGCAUUUAGGCACCAGCAAAUUCAUCAAUAACACCGCAUUGGCACAGAAUAAAAAGCUGCUCGAACAAAACCCAAACUGUAUGCCCAGUCUGCCAACUGACUCGGCCUACCGCGAGGUCGACAGCAAGGUCCUAAAAGCGCACGGGCCAAAUUCGCACCAAUUCGCGAAUACUCAAAUCAUGCAAAAGUGGUAUCAUCCACUGAAUCCGGAUAAUAUUGUUGAAUCAGAAGAGGAUAGCGAUGAAGAGAUGGCUCAGGAUCCUACACCCGUCAAAACUGAGUGGGAUUCGCAGAGCUCCCGUGCAGAACAAGGUGGCAUAGCUCAUGAUGAAUUGCGACUGCAGACUAGUCACACUGCGGAAUAUCCAGCCAAAUUCAGACCGGACGUACAUACUGAGUACGACUCAAGUGACGAAUCAACAGCAAGUGCCGAAACAAACUCACAUGAGCAAGAGGAGAAUCGAGUAGCUAGUCUGAAAGCUAACGAUGAAUCGAGAGAGGAGGAAUACCAGAGAAAGCUCGAACGAGAGGCGGAAUCGAUGAGAAAGGCGCAAGAGCUGAUGGACGAACUCGAUCGAAAAGCACGAGAACUGGAAGAGGAAGCGAAAGCAUCCUAUGCUCGCAUGGCAGAGGACAGCAGUAAUGACGUGCAAAAUGCCAACCAGGGGCAACACAAGUUCGUUCCGGAUAUCACAGAUGCCCUCUCCGCAGACUCAUCUACCCGACGUCGACGAUCGAUGGAAGAAGCGCACGAGUGGCACCAGGCCGAUCUCACCGAAGAACAGGCCAGGUACAUGGAGGAAUGGGGCAUCAAGACCAAGGCAGAGCUGGACGAGAUCACGGGAGAAGCAAAAGUCGACGACGAAUAUGUUGACGACCAACCGCGCUCUCUCAAGCCAAGGCUCAAGGCUAUUCCCCGCUCCAAAGCACAGCCACGUUCCAGCAAGCAAAUGCAAUCCUCCAUGGGCCUUGCGAGAAGCGAACCUCAGACUACCGCUGUCAGCAGUAGAGAGCGCUCACCCUCGCCAGCCAUGGAAGCUCCCUCUGGCUCCUCACCAUCGCCACCCAUGCAACCUCCAUCUGGCUCCCCGACUCCUCCACCAGAAGUCCAGUCGUCUAGCGCACCUGUGUAUCGAGACUACUUCGUGUACAACAACACUGGUUCCUGCGACAGCGAAGGAACGUACUACGACCAUGAAGGCGAGCCCCAUGACGCCUUCUACAACACCAACACGUACGAUCUCGAGACGACGGUCCAUGGACAGGUGAUUACGCUGAUGCAGGAUCCGAACGCAACAGGUCCUACGGAGGUUUUUGCUUGGCGUAGGAUCGAUGAUAAGCUUGUGCGUUGGACUGGGAUGUAA
Molecule: messenger RNA, 5355 nt
Organism: Plenodomus lingam JN3
Lineage: Eukaryota; Fungi; Ascomycota; Dothideomycetes; Pleosporales; Leptosphaeriaceae
Source: RefSeq, a predicted model, not a curated record